AUGGGUGCUGCUGGAUCAGCAGAUGACAUUAAUGCUAUGGAAAUUCACCACUGGUACACAAAGUUUAUGAAGGAGUGCCCAUCUGGACAGCUUUGCCUGCAUGAAUUUAAACAUGUCCUGGAUCUACACGGACUUACUCCUGAAGCUAACAACUACGUUGAGCAAGUAUUUCACACAUUUGACAUGAAUAAGGACGGAUUUAUAGACUUCUUGGAGUUCAUAGCUGCCAUAAAUUUGGUUAUACGAGGGAAAAUUGACCAAAAAUUGAAAUGGUAUUUCAAGCUAUACGAUGCUGAUGGAAACGGAUGCAUUGACAAAAAGGAACUAUUAAGCAUAUUCAGGGCUAUCCAGGCCAUUAAUGGCUAUACCAACAUGAGUGCUGAAGAGUUCACAAACAUGAUAUUUCAGAAGAUAGAUGUGAACAAUGAUGGGGAACUGACUUUAGAAGAGUUUAUCAAUGGUGUGGAAAAAGACGAGGACCUAAUGGAAUUGAUUACGAAAAGUUUUGACCUUUCCAACGUACUCAAAGUCAUACAGAACGGCAGGAGAAACAGUGUCUGAAGGAUCCAGUCAUGGAGGUGGUGUCUGUUUCAUCAUUUCAAGGAAGAUAAUGUUUGAUAUAUUCAGAGAGCUUAAUGUUGUCAAAGCCUGCCUGGGCAAUACUGAGCCGCCUUCUCCAGGAGUAACAAUUUUCACUCUUCAUGUAUCUCCUUUUAUUUUCUUUAUUCCUUCCCUUGCUAAAGACUGUGGCAGCCACAGAAAAAAGAAAAAAAACCCAACAACUUUUGCCUGCAUAUAAUAGAAAAGGUAUUUGAUGCAGUCAAAGUAACUUAUUUGAUCUCUAUGAACAUGUUGUGAUCAAACCCUGGCUAGCUCACUCCACUUAGUGGGAUGGGGAAGAGAACCGGAAGAGUGAAACGUGUGGGCUGAGAUAAAGACAGUUUAAU
Molecule: messenger RNA, 947 nt
Organism: Cyanistes caeruleus (blue tit)
Lineage: Eukaryota; Metazoa; Chordata; Aves; Passeriformes; Paridae
Gene: GUCA1C
Product: guanylate cyclase activator 1C
Molecular function (GO): calcium ion binding; calcium sensitive guanylate cyclase activator activity
Source: RefSeq, a predicted model, not a curated record